AUGGCCGUUGCAGACGGGCUAGUCAACCACGCUUUGGCGACUUCUUCGACAAAAACAUACAACAGAGCUUUGGCUUCCUACAAGAGCUUCCUGGCAAAACACACUACAGAUCUGACACAAACAUAUCCCUCACCUCCACGGGCUAUCUUGGCGUUCAUUGCACAUUGCUACAUCAACAAGUUGGCUGCAUCUACAACCUUAACGUAUUUGUCGGCGAUUGGCUACGCGCACAAACUCUUGAAUUUUAGCGACCCUACACAACACUUUUUAGUCAAGAAAUGCCUUCUAGGUUAUAACAAUCAAUGUCGUUCGCCAGACAAACGCUUACCUAUCACCUCGCAGUUGUUGGAACGCCUGGUGCAUUCCUUACAAUUCACGUGUAAUGCCGCUUCCCACCGUUGUCUACUUCAGGCUAUGUUCCUCUUAGCUUUCCGUGCUUUUCUCAGAGUAGGUGAGCUGAUAGGACACGGUCGUGGCCCCGCAGUAGUCACUUAUUCGUGCAUAACGUUUCAUUACACAGCUGACAUUACUUCCGCGCUUGAACUACACCCGGAAAAUUAUAAACACAGUCACGGAAAAACUGUUAAGUUGCUUAUACCGGCCAAAGUCUCUCCUGUAACAACUUGUCCAGUGGCUGCCCUUUGGCAGUUUUGUAAGCUACGUGGAUCCAACCCAGGUCCUCUCUUCACCUUUCCUGACGGAUCGCAAGUGUCAAGAACAUUCUUCUCCAGCAAUCUGCGAGCUUCGUUGAUAUUUUGUGGAUGUGAUACCACACUCUACAAAGGCCACAGUUUUCGUAUUGGAGCUGCGACCUCGGCAGCCGAACAGGGCAUUUCGGAGUCGCAAAUUCAGGAAAUGGGGCGUUGGAAAUCCUCGGCUUUUAAAAAAUACAUCCGCAUACCAAUGCUACAGAACUGA
Molecule: messenger RNA, 918 nt
Organism: Mya arenaria
Lineage: Eukaryota; Metazoa; Mollusca; Bivalvia; Myida; Myidae
Exons: 1
Coding region: 1-918 (305 amino acids)
Biological process (GO): DNA recombination; DNA integration
Molecular function (GO): DNA binding
Source: RefSeq, a predicted model, not a curated record